AUGGCUAGAAAAUCAAGUCAAGUCCAGGGUGAGCAAAUUUGGAAUCAGUCCGAAAAAGUCAACGCAGAACUUUUUGCCUUUACUUAUGGCUCUUUAGUAGUCAAAUUAAUCAGAGAGCUCGAAAACAUCAGCGAAGUUAACAGACAGCUUGAAACAAUGGGUUAUAAUAUAGGACUUAGACUUAUUGACGAUUUUCUCAGCAAAAAUGAUGUGACUUGUGAAACGACCAAAGACACAGCUGAAGUAAUAGCGAAAACUGGAUUUAGAAUGUAUUUAGGGGUUACCUGUGACGUUACCAAUUGGAAUGCUGAUGAAAAUGAGUUUUCCUUGAUACUUGCUGACAACCCUCUUACAGAGUUCGUAGAAUUAAACGAAGAUUAUCGCGAUUUAAAGUACCUGAAUUUAUUAUGUGGAGUAAUCAGAGGAGCCUUAGAAAUGGUGAGGAUCAAAUCAGUCUGCACAUUGGAAAGAGACUCACUUAAAGGCGAUGAGUUUACCGAACUUAGGGUAGUUAUCAAGGAAAAAGUCCAAGACGAGUAUGAACCUGAUGAUGAUUAA
Messenger RNA from Blepharisma stoltei, 558 nucleotides. NCBI's taxonomy places the organism in Eukaryota, Ciliophora, Heterotrichea, Heterotrichida, Blepharismidae. The record is from the annotation of a GenBank genome assembly.